Stylonychia lemnae is the source of this 2382-nucleotide messenger RNA. The record is from the annotation of a GenBank genome assembly. NCBI's taxonomy places the organism in Eukaryota, Ciliophora, Spirotrichea, Sporadotrichida, Oxytrichidae.
AUGGACGAUACAGAGAGUUAAUAUCACAAUCAUUCAGAGUAUUCAUUGAGAAAAAGAUCGGUGCCAAAGCAUCCCAAAGGAUUUGUAAACGAGUGGGGAGCCCUUCUAUAGCAUUAAUCUGAAGUCUAAAUGCUUCUUGAGUAGGAAUAACAAUAAAAAGAGCAUCAAAAGAAACAAAAAUUCAGGCAAGAGUUAGAUAAACAGCUAAAUGGAUUCAGGGAGAAGGCUCUAGAAAUGGAUAAGGAGAAGCACGACUUUGAAUAGAGAAAAAUCUUAGAGUAAAACAACACAGUGUUUAAGUAACGUGAGUAGCUUACAAAAUACGAGGAGAGGGAGAACACCAGACGCAUGAUGAAUGAAAACAUGGAGUAGCUCAGGUAAAAGAGAGAGCAAGAGAAAAGACAAGAUGAUUAGGAGAAAUUCAAGUUCAAUUCAAAGAAUCAGCAUGAUCAAAUGUAUGAGAGCUUGGCUAAAACUCAUGAAGAGCUACAAAAGAUGAAGCAAAAGCAGGAUCUCUAAGAUUGGUACAAAGAUGAAGCUUAUAGAAAGCAUUAGGUUUAAUAAAUGAUAAGAGAAAAAGAAAAGUUUGAUCAUUAAAACUUCAUCAAUCACGUGGACAAUAACCAUAUCAGAGCAGUAAAAGAUCAUCACGAUACCGUUGACAAGCAUGCUCACAUUAGAGAAUUUAAAACUGCUGUAGGUUAUGCCCCUGACGAACGUUAGUAUUAAAAGUAAUAAGCUAUUGAAACAAUGAAAAAAUAAUGGGAAGAAAGACAGCAAGAAGAAAAUAAGAGAAAAUAAAUGGAGGAGCAAUAGAGGAAGCAGCAGAAAGAGCAUAUAGUUGACACAUAUAAAUUCCAAAUGGAAAAAAGAAAGUAAGACUAGACUGUGAACAAAAUAGAAGAAUAAGUGUAUGGAACCGUUUUGAAAAGUAGUAUUGAUACUUUAAACUAAAUGGAUCAGCAAAGAAAGAUCUCUUAGAAGUAUCAAACCAAAGAGUAUGCAGAUUAACUUAAAAGACAAAUAGAUGAUUUCAAGGAUAGAGAACUGAAAAAAUAUAAUGAAAUGAGUGAUCGAGAAAGACAACUCAAUAUUAAGCCAUUAGUUGCCUAUGAAAAUAUGCAAAGCGAUAUUUAUGUGAAACAGUUACCAGGAUUCGAUAGAAAUAAUGACAAAGAUAACUACAGAAGAUAUAACCGUAAAGGAAUCUCAAAUGCUUUACUUGGCCAACUAGGAGAAGCAACAGAGACUAUGAGUCUCUUGGGAGACAGAAGGGGCUCACCGUUUGAGAAUGGUGGUGCUUUAACUGCAAGGGAUAAUUAAAAUAGAUAAAGCAUGCCUUUACUCUCUAGCAGAAUGAAUAACAAUGAUAACUUGUAUACAACUUAAUAAGGAAGAAGUUACAAGUUAGACCUAGACUUGAAACCGACUGCUUAAGUUACAUUUUAGGAUUAAUAUAAUAACAAUCAGUAGCAUUCUAAAACUCUGCAAAAUCUCUAGUAAGAAUAAAAUAAGUUACCUUCAGCAUUAUAAUCAAGCUAAGCUAACUAUAUUUCAUAAUAAAAGCAAUCAUAUAUCCCAACAGCUAUAGAAUAAGCCAGUAUGAGAUAAUCAGGAGCAUUAGAUAUUUAAAAACCAUUGAGAAGGAAUGAAACUGUAGGCAGUCUAUUUGGAGGAGGUGGUAGCAAUUCUAAUCAAUAGAAUGAAAAUAAAGCUGUCGAAGAUAGAUAUAAAACUAGUAGUAAUCUAUUGAAAGAUUCAUCGCCUCAAUAGUUUAACCUUCAAUCAUCUAGAGUAAGAGGUAAUAGUAGUGGUGGCAUGUCUAGUAUUUUUGGCAAUGACGAUAAGGACUUUAAGCAACAAGAAGAGGAAAGAAAAAGAUAAAUAGAGGAAAAGCGAAAAAGGGAUAUUGAAAAUAAAACUAUGGGCUCUAUAGCUGGUAUUCCUAGUGUUCUAAAGAAUGUAGAGCUUUCAAGGUAUCAUGAGGAACCACAAGUAGCCAAAUCCAACUAUAGAUAAGUGCAAUAAAACUCUGAUUUCCUUACUCAUAGAGAAAACCCACCUUAGUAAACAAGAUCGCUUCUAUCUGAUAUCAAGAAGCCUGAAAUUAAAAAGCCAGAGUUACAAGAAUUUAAGUCAAUAGGACUUGAAGGAUCAAGGACAGAGCGACUUGGAAACUAGACUACAACUAAUGGAGAGGCAAAGAAGACUUAGACUCUUGAGGAGAUGAUGGAUUUACUUAAGUAUAAUAAAGAACUAGACAAAAGGGUUAUCGGAACUAUGAAGGCUGAUAAUAUUCAAGAAGGUACUAAGAAAGUAUUCUAUGGCAAAGAUGAAAGAAUAACACCUUUACAGCACAGUGCAAGGCAACAUAUUCAUUGA